CUUCACGUCACUUGGCUAAACACAAAAUACGGCAGUAGACGCGCGCAGAACAGACAACACGUACACAUCGAGGGACAUUCGUACGGAGUAAGCAAGAAUAGAAGGAGAGCGCAAAAUGUCAAAUGACAAGUGGUUCGAGAUGAACCAAAGCACCCAGAAGCUGAUCGGCGAACCACCGAAGCGCAAGUUUGUUCAGAUACGCUGGAGCUCCAUUCUGGCGGUCCCCACGCUCCUGUUGGUCGUGCUUUUCAUCCAAAACAUCGUCUUCUUCUACUUGAACAGGCCUCAGGACAUCGUCAAAGAGUUGGGCGCGCUGGUGGCGACUUUGCCCAACAGCAUCCCGGACCGCAACUGCACCGACUUCGCCUGCCACUGGGCGGCGCUGCAGACCGCGUUAGCACAGCCGAAUGCAAGUCACGUCGCGCUUUCCAACUACCUGGAGACGAGUCAGACAAGGCUGAAGGCAGGUCAGGAGGCAGGUCAGACGGCAUUGGCAGAGCUGAAGGCAGGUCACGGCACCAUUUCCAGCGACCUGGAGAAGACUCAGACCGCAUUGGCAGAGCUGAAGGCAGGUCAGACGGCAUUGGAGGCAGGUCAGGAGGCAGGUCAGACGGCAUUGGCAGAGCUGAAGGCAGGUCACGGCGCCAUUUCCAGCGACCUGGAGAAGACUCAGACCGCAUUGGCAGAGCUGAAGGCAGGUCAGACGGCAUUGGAGGCAGGUCAGGAGGCAGGUCAGACGGCAUUGGCAGAGCUGAAGGCAGGUCAGGAGGCAGGUCAGACCGCAUUGGCAGAGCUGAAGGCAAGUCACAACGCGGGUCAGAGCCUGCUGGCCAAAGCCUGGCAGGAGAUUAGCAGCGACAAAGGGCUUCUGAGUCAGACACUGAAAGACCUGAAGACGGACUACAACAGCAUGUCUCGGGCGCGCUCACAAGAGAACAAGGACUUGAGUUCGGCUUUGUCCAGCCUGCGGCAGAAGGUGGUGGAUCAGCCCACCCUUAACAGGGAACUCCAUGGUCUCAUGCCCAGAGACUGCAGUGACAUCAUGGCGGCGGGAAAGUCCAAAAGUGAUGUCUAUUACAUCUUUACAGGGUCCAACAGCAUCGAGGUUUACUGCAACAUGUGGCAGGACGGGGGAGGCUGGACCGUGAUCCAGAGGAGAAAGGACGGCACCGUCGACUUCGCUCGGGGUUGGAACGACUUUCGAAAGGGCUUUGGACGCCUCUCCGGAGAGCACUGGCUCGGCCUGCAAAACAUCCACGCUCUGACGGCCUCGGGCGAUUACCAGUUGCGGAUCGACUUCACCGCAUUCGACGGCGCCAAAUACUACGCUCUCUACAACACGUUCACGGUGGGCCGGAACUCGAUGGACCCCGACAAGGACGGGUACCCGCUGUAUGUGAGCGGCUACUCUGGAAACGCAGGCGAUCGUUUCACCCAGCAUUCUGGGGAGAUGUUCACCACCAAGGACCGCGACCAAGACAAGUGGGAUAAUGGCAAUUGCGCCACCAGGUGGGAUGGCGCUUGGUGGCACGAGUACUGUCACUGGACCAACCUGAACGGGCUGUACAAGGCAACCGGCACCUGCAACGGUCACAAUGUAAUCUGGAAGGAUUUGGGGUCAGCACGGUUUACCUGCCUGAGAUUCGUGGAGAUGAAGAUCCGGCCCAGAAAGUGA
Messenger RNA from Syngnathus typhle (broad-nosed pipefish), 1675 nucleotides. RefSeq names its product fibrinogen C domain-containing protein 1-B-like. Bases 116 to 1675 code for a protein of 519 amino acids. The transcript is spliced from 8 exons. Lineage: Eukaryota; Metazoa; Chordata; Actinopteri; Syngnathiformes; Syngnathidae. The record is from RefSeq and is a predicted model, not a curated record.